Molecule: messenger RNA, 1735 nt
Organism: Panicum virgatum (switchgrass)
Lineage: Eukaryota; Viridiplantae; Streptophyta; Magnoliopsida; Poales; Poaceae
Product: cell division cycle-associated protein 7-like
Exons: 5
Coding region: 106-1476 (456 amino acids)
Biological process (GO): regulation of DNA-templated transcription
Cellular component (GO): nucleus
Source: RefSeq, a predicted model, not a curated record
CAAUCUGACCGUUGCGACAGCGGCGGCGCGGCUUCCCCCUCCACCUUCCUAUUGAGCGCGGUUCCCCUCCCCUUCCCCGGAGAAAUCGCCGGCGACUCCCCGACGAUGGCCACCGGCGUCCACGCGGCAGGCCCCUCCCCGGCGCCGGCGGAGGCUCCGUGCAGCCCGGUGUCCCCGCUCGAGGCGGCGGGAACGGACUACGAGCGGGUGCGGGCCGCGCGGAUCCGGGAGAACAUGGAGCGGAUGCGGAAGCUCGGCAUCCUCGACCUCGCGCUCGCGCACACCCUCACCAGCUCCUCCCUCGCAGCGGCCGCGGCCGGCUCCUGCUCGGGCGGGGGCGCCGGCAGGGGGAGGCCGCGGCGGAAGCCCGUGGAGCCGGGGUCCGACGGGGCGCCGCCGCCCAAGGCCAGGCCCGCGCCGCGUGCGCCCGCGCGGCGGUCGCUCAGGUUGACGAACGUGGAACCAGUCAGCUAUUGUGAAAUUCAGCCCAAGAAGGAGAGAGAUCCUCAAGGUGUUAGAACUGAGUUACUAGAGGAAGGAGCCAAGGAAGAAAUAUACACUGAGGAGCACGAGAAGCUUUUGGGUACAUGUAAUACUCCUUGGACUCUCUUUGUCGAUGGUUGUGACAAAGAUGGUAAGCGCAUCUAUGAUCAAGUGAGGGGCCAGACCUGUCAUCAGUGCCGGCAGAAGACUCUUGGUCAUCACACAAGCUGCUGCAAAUGCCAGAUUGUCCAAGGGCAGUUCUGUGGAGAUUGUUUGUACAUGAGGUAUGGCGAGAAUGUGCUUGAAGCUAAGAAGAAUCCCAGCUGGAUAUGUCCCGUUUGCCGUGGCAUUUGUAAUUGCAGUAUAUGCAGAACUAAGAAAGGAUGGUUCCCUACUGGUUCUGCAUAUAGGAAGGUUGUCAAACUUGGGUACAAAUCUGUGGCUCACUAUCUAAUUGCAACACAGCGAGCAUCAGCUAACACAGAGGAUUCAAGCUCAGCUGACUUCUCAAACAAUCAGCUUCCUGACAAAUCAGAAACCUCAUGUGUUUCUGACCAUGAUGCUACAGCUGCCAAGGAGAGCCUAGAGGAUGGAGAAACGAGUAGCAAAGCUAAGCAGAGCAAAGCAAAUCGCCGCCAAGCUAAGAACUCUGAUGGCCACAAGGAUGAUAGCAGAAGCAAUCGCCGCCAAGCGAAGAACUCUGAUGGCAACAAGGAUGAUAGCAGAAGCGAGUCAGUGGCGACAUCUGAUGCUCACAAUGAUCAGGCCAAUAAGGAUGCUGGAUGUGUCACUCCAUCGUCUAAGCCAACUUCAAGGAAGAGGAAGUACGAACGAAGUGAGUCCGGGGUGACAUCUGAAUCUCACAAUGAUCAGGCCAAUAAGGAUGCUGUAUGUGUCACUCCAUCGUCUAAGCCAACUUCAAGGAAGAGGAAGUACGAACGAAGCCCAGACUGCAUUGCAAGCAGGCUGCGAUCCCGGUCCAACAAGCCAUGAACAUUGGAUCCUAUGAGAACAAACUCCCGUUUGCUUUUGUGAUCCCAGUCCAAGUGGGUUCCAUGGUGUGUAGGGUCACAAGACUGCAUUUUGUGUCUGCCCAGUAGAUGCAGGGAAUCGGUAGACGGCGAUUGUUGUUGUUUGGGGGUUGGGGGGGUUCCAUGGUGUGCAGUUUGUGUCUGCCCAGUAUUAUGUAAAGCUGUGUUACAGCUUUAAACUAUGUUUACUGCAAAGAGGGAUUGCGGAUUUGUGGUACUAA